Molecule: messenger RNA, 333 nt
Organism: Hyaloscypha bicolor E
Lineage: Eukaryota; Fungi; Ascomycota; Leotiomycetes; Helotiales; Hyaloscyphaceae
Exons: 1
Cellular component (GO): nucleus
Source: RefSeq, a predicted model, not a curated record
CAUCAACUUUCGCAUUCUAAAGAGCGAUACUGGGCUUGUCCUCACUGUGGGAAGACUUAUCUUCGGUCUGGACAACUAACGAUACAUAUACGUAUACAUACUAAAGAGACACCAUAUUAUUGUCGCUAUUGUCCGAAGGAAUUUAGAGGGUCGGGCGAGUUGGCGAAACAUGAACGCAUACAUUCUAAGGAGCGACCAUAUGCUUGUCCGAUUUGUCUAGAGAGGUUUACUCAGAUUUCCAAUAGGAACACUCAUAUCCGCGGACAACACCGGGCGUAUAACUGCCCCCACUGUACAAUGGCAUUCACUUCGUCCGAUGAGUUAAAGGACCAU